This is a messenger RNA of Dichotomopilus funicola, 882 nucleotides long. RefSeq lists its product as uncharacterized. Gene Ontology annotation, molecular function: dihydroneopterin aldolase activity. NCBI's taxonomy places the organism in Eukaryota, Fungi, Ascomycota, Sordariomycetes, Sordariales, Chaetomiaceae. Gene Ontology annotation, biological process: folic acid-containing compound metabolic process. Bases 1 to 882 code for a protein of 293 amino acids. The record is from RefSeq and is a predicted model, not a curated record. The transcript is spliced from 2 exons.
AUGCCCCAAUCAACAACCCACCCCCGCCUCCGCGCCCAAGUCCCCCAUCCCCCGGCCGUAGUCCACAUCCGCAACCUCUCCACCAUCCUCACCCGCGCCGGCCACGACGCCUGGGGCCGCGCAGGCAAAUCGCAGCCCUGCCUGGUCUCGGCCGAGGUUGCCUUUCGGGACCCCUUUGGGCGCGUUUCAGAGUCGGAUUCACUCGGUGAAGAGACGGUGCAUUAUGGGACGUUGAGUAAGAGGGUUCUGGGGCUGCUGGAGGGGUAUGAGAAGGAGGCGGAGGUUGAGAAGGGGGAGGAGAAACAGGAGAGAGGAGUGAGGGAGGUGUUGGAGCGGGUGUGGGUGGACUUUUUGGGGUUGGGGUUGGAUGGGUUGAAGGUGGUGGGCAGCGAUGGGAAGGGGGAGUCGACGUCCACAUUUUUGAACCCUAAACGGCUCAGUUUGUUGUCUCUCGCCGUGGAUCUGCCCAAAGCUUCGCUUCUCGGUGAUGGUGUCAAGCUGACUACGAGCGCGGUAUUCGAUGAGGGAGGCAGUGUUAUAGAGACGGCAUCGGCCCUGGAGGUUACGAAGUUGAAGGUGCCGACCCUGAUCGGAGUGAACGCAAACGAACGCCUAGCAAAGCAGUUUGUCAUCGCUACGGUUACGGUGGAAGGGUACACGAGGAAGGAGGAUAUUUAUGUCGAGAUUGAGCGGGCGGUUGUCAAGGCCAUGGAAGAGUCAUCGUUUGAGACACUUGAAGCCUUGGGGGCCCUUCUAGCACAGACAGUCCUCGCCUUCUCAUUUCCCCAGGAGGGGUGGUGGGUGCGCGUUCGCAUGGAGAAGCCCACGGCAGUGCCGAUGGCGGAAUGUCCCAUCGUGGAGGUCCAAGAUAGGCUACACUAA